UUGUGUCAAGCUAAAAUGGAGCCCUUCCGCUCAAUCAGGGAGUGUACCAAAGGUCAAUCUGCACCGGUACGCCUGCGAUCCCUCCUCACUCCGGUUCCAUUCUCGUAUCUGUCUUGUCAUACUUUUCCAACAGGGAGAGUGACGAUGAGGGCCGCGGGGCUACUGCUAUGUGGGAUUGCCAUUGCAGGUGGCUUCAUGGCCUUCUCAUGGAGAGACACUUUUGAUCCAGACAGCCUCUCCGGCGCCCGCGUUCUGGUGACUGGUGCCAGCGAUGGGAUUGGGGAACAGAUGGCCUAUCAUUAUGCUCAAUUCGGGGCCCAAAUUGUCCUGACAGCCAGGAGAGAGGAAGUACUGCAGAAAGUGAUGGAGAAAUGUCUGGAGCUGGGAGCGAAGAAAGCUGUCUACUUCCCUGCUGAUAUGGCUUCCCCUCCAGAGUCUGAAAAGCUGGUCCAGUUUGCAUUGAAGCACCUGGGAGGUCUGGAUUACGUGGUCCUCAAUCAUAUUGGCUACAACCCUGCACAGAUGUGGCGCGGACAAAUGGAUCAUCUGCGCUCGCUCAUGCAGGUGAAUUUCCUAAGUUAUGUGGCAAUUGCCUCAGCAGCUCUCCCUGCUUUGACCAAGAGCAAAGGGUCUCUCAUUGUGAUUUCCUCACUUUUAGGGAGAAUCCCGGCCCCUUUCUCCACCUCCUACUCCGCCACCAAGUUUGCCCUGGAGGGCUUCUUUGGCUCCCUGCGUAACGAGCUAAUCAUGCAAAAGAAAGAGGUGACUGUUACCCUCUGCGUCCUUGGCCUGAUCGACACGGCGUCAGCUCUGAACAACACCAGGGACAUUGUGAACCUGAAGGCUGCUCCUGCUUCUGGGGCAGCUUUGGCCAUCGUGAAAGGCGGGGCCACCCACGCCAUGGAGGUCUUCUACCCCUGGACAGUAGAACUGGUGUGUCGCAUUCGAGAUUGGUUCCCACGACAAAGGGACUGGGUUAUACGUGGCUUCUAUAAUUAUCCUAGCGCCUGAGUAUAUUUGGCUCAGCUCUUGAUUUGGAAAAGUCAACAUGCUGUUGGCCAGCAGAUGACGACCCUUGUCAGACUCACAGUACAGCUGAUCUUCUUGUUGUUAUACACCUUCGAUUACGACUUAUGGCGACGCUAUGAAUCUGUUUUGCAUAUUCAUAGGGAUUUCAUGGUAGGUAUUCGGAGGUGGUUCACCAUUGUCUUCCUCUAACCCUACGGCACCCGGUAUUCCCAGGCAGUCUCCCAUCCAAGUGCAACCAGGCCUGACCCUGCUUAGCUUCCGAGAUCAGACGAGAUCGGGCGUGUUCAGGGUAGUAUGGCUGUAGGCUUAAUGGCUAAUCUUAGUCUCACAUUAUUAAAAUGGGAUUGUUCAUACACAAACACACAUUCCUUCUUUCCUGCACAUUUGUGUAUGCACUUUUAACUAAGGAUGGGGCUCUAUCUGUUACGGUUCCCUCAGGGUUCUCCUUUUUCCAGUCUUAAAUUCAGCCCUCCACAUCUCUGCAGCAAUUUGCAAUAAAAAAAAAUCUGCAUGAAAAUCCUUCAGUAUUUCCGUGCAACUGAAUCCUAAUAAACGCUUUUUUCUGUGCAA
Messenger RNA from Rhineura floridana, 1599 nucleotides. Its product is annotated as hydroxysteroid 11-beta-dehydrogenase 1-like protein. Lineage: Eukaryota; Metazoa; Chordata; Lepidosauria; Squamata; Rhineuridae. Gene Ontology annotation, molecular function: oxidoreductase activity. The transcript has 8 exons. The record is from RefSeq and is a predicted model, not a curated record. Gene Ontology annotation, cellular component: intracellular membrane-bounded organelle. The coding region runs from base 16 to 1011 and encodes 331 amino acids.